CACCAAACGCACUAUAAUUAUAUCUGUCAAGGUUUGACGAUGGGGAAGAAAGUCCAGGUUUAUUCCGGGAAAUUGAGACGUAAUUGCUAACGAUCGAAGAAUAAAAACCCUAAAAGAAAAAGGGGUUUUCAUUGAAUUUUACAUGUUCCCCAAUUUCUGUUGCUGUUAAUACUGCCGAUAAAUGGAGUCGCCUGCGGCAGGAAAAUGCAUCCCUCACAAGUCAAAGAAACGAGUAUUCCCAGAGAGUUCUUCGGGCACGGAAUCCAAAGGAGACGCAUCUUCUUCACCUGUUAAUCGGACUCUAAACGGCAAGAACAAGAUGCAUAAACAAAACGAGGAUACUAUGGUAUCAAUCUUAUCGGGGACUAGUAAUGCCAUUUCAAAGAAGGUAAAGUCACAUAACAAGGAGAUCAUCAUCUCACCAACUCUUAAUGGCAUAAUUGAGCUAGAUUCAGAGGACUCCGAUUCCUAUAAUGGCAAAGAUUACAUACAUUUGUCUUCUGAUGACCAUGAUUCCGAAUAUGAGUACCCAACUUUCCAAUCUCAUUUUGAUAACAUAGAUUUUCCCACCGGAAUGGAAUCCUCCAAUCCAUGGUUUCUGGAUUCUGUCAACAUGACUUCCUCAACUGGAUUUACACACUCCACACACCCUGAACAUCCAAUGCUUUCCCCAUCAAUGGUAGUUCUACCUUCCAGGUUGGAUACGAAAGGGGUAAAAACGUCUUUUGACCCUGCUAAAGUCACAAAAAGAACAUCUGGUUCAAGUAGUUCCACUUGUCCUACUCUACGCUUACAAAAGGGUGCAAUGAAGGUUAAAUCUGUCAAAAAACGGGUCAAAACUCAGCCCCACAAAAUGUCAAUUAAUCCAACACAAAUUACUCCUAUGGAAGAUGUGUUGUUUGAACAGAAUUCCAGAAAGAUUCAACAGAGCUCAAAUGUAGAGGAAAAGUAUCCGAAUUUUAAGAAGUUUGAUAUUGUUGAAGACUAUUCUGAUCAUCACUAUAAAGGGGCAAAUUCAGAAACAAUUCAACCCCCAAGAAACUGGUCUAAAAAGAUAGAAAAAGAAUGGAGGAUUCUCGAGAAGAAUUUGCCUGAUACAAUAUUUGUUAGGGUUUAUGAAUCAAGAAUGGAUCUUUUAAGAGCAGUGAUUAUAGGAGCAGAAGGAACACCAUAUCAUAAUGGUCUUUUUUUCUUUGACGUGUUCUUCCCCAGUAACUAUCCAUAUGUUCCUCCUGUAUGUCACAUCACAUCACAUCACGUCUCUUCUUUUUUUAUUUUUAAUUUAAUUUCAUAUUAUUAUUAUUAUCAGAAAGUUUAUUAUCAUUCUGGUGGGUUGAGAAUUAAUCCGAAUCUCUAUGAAGAAGGGAAAGUAUGUUUGAGUCUUUUGAACACGUGGAUUGGUGAGAGGAAUGAGAACUGGACACCUGGCGUUUCCACUAUGCUACAAGUUUUAGUGUCUAUACAGGGUUUGAUUCUGAAUUCAAAACCCUAUUUUAAUGAACCUGGAUUUGCAGAUUCAAGUGGCUCUGAUUAUGGAGAAAAUCAAUCGAUGUUAUACAAUGAAAGGACUUUGAUUUAUUCUCUUAAAACUAUGGUUUACACCAUGAAAAAUCCACCCAAGCAUUUUGAGGAUUUGGUGAUUGGGCAUUUUCGUAAUUGUGGGGUUGCCAUUUUGACAACAUGUAGAGGUUAUGUUAAUGGUGUAGGAGUUGGAUGUGGUGAAAAAAAGGGUUCUCGUGGAUUUGGGAAAAAUGUUGAGAAGUAUAUGGGGACACUUGUUGGGGGAUUUAAAGAAAUAGGAGUCGAGAAUUUGGACGAAUUUGUCCCUCAAACUCGAAAUCUAGCACAAAAGAUAAGGGACUUUUUUGGUAUUUAAGAGUCAUCUUUAUAAUAAUUAUGUAAGUAAUAUAACCUUAGGUUUUGGUCUAACCUAAAACAUAGGUUAUAAAGACUUUUGUAAAUAGGAAGAGACUUUUGGAAAAUGGUAAUUGAACUUUGUAGUUUUAAUCGAAAAUAAUGACUUGGACCAACUACAAA
This is a messenger RNA of Lactuca sativa (garden lettuce), 2037 nucleotides long. The record is from RefSeq and is a predicted model, not a curated record. NCBI's taxonomy places the organism in Eukaryota, Viridiplantae, Streptophyta, Magnoliopsida, Asterales, Asteraceae.